Molecule: messenger RNA, 3250 nt
Organism: Nomascus leucogenys (northern white-cheeked gibbon)
Lineage: Eukaryota; Metazoa; Chordata; Mammalia; Primates; Hylobatidae
Gene: HBS1L
Product: HBS1 like translational GTPase
Exons: 15
Coding region: 1036-2598 (520 amino acids)
Biological process (GO): translation
Molecular function (GO): GTP binding; GTPase activity
Source: RefSeq, a predicted model, not a curated record
AGAAUGACAUUCCAAAAUUUUAAUCUCUGUGUGAUGUUUUUAUAUUCAGUAUUUUGAUGGUAAAAGUUAAGAUGGCAUUAUGUCUUUUUUUUUUUUUAAACCAAACACUUCUUGAUUUCUUGUGGUGUCUUCAGGUUUUUGUUUUUAAUUGAAUGUAUCAGUGCACCAUAAUACUAAUGCUUAGGAGAUCAUUUAGAUCACAAGCUGUAUUUUGUGAUUGAUUUUAAAAUUUGAAUUAUCCCAAUGGUUGAGAUUGUUUUUCUAGUCUCGAACCUUGAUCAAACAUUUUAGUAACUUUGAAUUAGUAUAUGACUGAACUAGAUGUAUAUAUUGGCAGUCUCCAACUUAGGAGUGAAUUAAUUGAAUUAUAAGAGUUUGUUUGUAACUGAUGAUAAUUACUGAUAGGUUAAGUGCUGCACAAGUGGUCCACAUUGCACAUGAAUCCCCAAAUACUUAUGUAAUCUACACUGUAGUUGAAUAUUGAAUAGCAGCACUAUUGUGUUACCUUCUUUUAUAACAAAGUAAUUUUCAAGUGGAAAUGCAAUACUUUUAAAGCCAUGUAGUAGACCUUCUAGGGUGAACUAGGUCUCCAUUUGUUGGCUGAUUAGGGUUGUAACUACCAGGUAUGAGAUUCUUUUGGUGGGGAAAAAAUUAUAUAUUAUAGGGUGGUAAGAGAAGGCAACAAUAUCUUAAAUAGGUUUCCAGGCUUCCUAUUUUCCUUGGCUUGGCUGCUGGUCUGUCAGGCAUGUACAUGACAAGUACUUGCCCUGUUGACUAAGGGAAUGUCACAGUCUCUUUGAGACUGCGAAGGUGGAACUGAGCAGAGCUUUCUACCUUCCACCCUUGGCCAUCGAUCCUUGGUAAAAAGUCAAGUGUCUGCUUGUUCGUGAAUACACUCCUUGUGAUGAUUGUUGGUACUAAGUGUAUAUUCUGUACCAGCUGCUGUUUAUUGAUUGCUAUCUUAGUAGCUCAGGAAAACCAGUAGAUUCCCAGACAUCGCGAAGUGAAUCUGAAAUUGUGCCAAAAGUUGCUAAAAUGACUGUAUCUGGAAAGAAGCAAACUAUGGGAUUUGAAGUGCCUGGAGUAUCUUCUGAAGAAAAUGGUCAUAGUUUCCACACACCUCAAAAAGGACCACCCAUUGAAGAUGCCAUUGCUUCUUCUGAUGUUCUUGAGAUUGCUUCUAAACCUGCUAAUCCACCCCACACGAUUCAAGCAUCAGAAGAGCAGAGUUCAACCCCAGCACCGGUGAAAAAGUCUAGCAAGCUAAGGCAGCAAAUAGAUGUGAAGGCGGAACUGGAGAAACGGCAAGGAGGGAAGCAGCUCCUCAACCUAGUGGUCAUUGGUCAUGUUGAUGCUGGGAAAAGUACUCUGAUGGGCCAUAUGCUUUAUCUUCUGGGUAAUAUAAACAAAAGAACUAUGCAUAAGUAUGAACAGGAGUCUAAAAAGGCUGGCAAAGCUUCGUUUGCAUAUGCAUGGGUCUUGGAUGAAACUGGCGAAGAAAGGGAAAGGGGAGUAACCAUGGAUGUUGGUAUGACAAAGUUUGAAACCACAACCAAAGUUAUUACAUUAAUGGAUGCUCCAGGCCAUAAGGACUUCAUUCCAAAUAUGAUUACAGGAGCAGCCCAGGCGGAUGUAGCUGUUUUAGUUGUAGAUGCCAGCAGGGGAGAGUUUGAAGCUGGGUUUGAGACUGGAGGACAAACACGAGAGCAUGGACUCUUGGUCCGUUCUCUGGGAGUGACGCAGCUUGCUGUUGCAAUUAAUAAAAUGGAUCAGGUUAAUUGGCAACAAGAAAGAUUUCAAGAGAUUACUGGAAAACUUGGGCACUUUCUUAAGCAAGCAGGUUUUAAGGAGAGUGAUGUAGCUUUUAUUCCUACAAGUGGUCUCAGUGGUGAAAAUCUAAUCACAAGAUCUCAGUCAAGUGAACUCACAAAAUGGUAUAAAGGACUAUGUUUAUUAGAACAAAUUGAUUCCUUUAAGCCUCCCCAGCGAUCUAUUGACAAGCCUUUUAGAUUAUGUGUGUCCGAUGUUUUCAAAGAUCAAGGAUCUGGAUUUUGCAUAACUGGUAAAAUAGAAGCUGGUUAUAUCCAAACUGGUGACCGACUACUGGCAAUGCCUCCUAAUGAAACUUGUACCAUAAAAGGAAUCACUCUGCAUGAUGAACCUGUCGAUUGGGCGGCAGCAGGCGAUCAUGUUAGUCUUACUUUGGUUGGGAUGGAUAUCAUCAAAAUCAAUGUUGGCUGCAUAUUUUGUGGCCCCAAAGUACCCAUUAAAGCUUGCACUCGUUUCAGAGCCCGAAUCCUCAUCUUUAAUAUUGAAAUUCCUAUCACUAAAGGAUUUCCUGUGCUGUUACACUACCAAACUGUCAGUGAACCCGCCGUUAUUAAACGAUUGAUUAGUGUCUUAAACAAAAGCACGGGUGAAGUCACAAAGAAAAAGCCUAAGUUUUUGACUAAAGGCCAGAAUGCAUUGGUAGAGCUACAGACACAAAGACCAAUAGCUCUUGAGCUAUAUAAAGACUUUAAAGAGCUGGGGAGGUUCAUGCUACGUUACGGUGGUUCUACAAUAGCUGCUGGUGUUGUCACUGAGAUAAAAGAAUGAUGGGUCAGAAUUUCUACCAUGUUUCCGGAUCCAGUGAAAUAGCUAACCUCUGUUUCAAGAAUCCAGUUAUUAAGUCAAAGGAACAGUGUGCAGUUGGUAUUUUUUUAGAUGAGAGAGAAAAAUUACAGCUAAAAUUAGCUGCAAAGAAGUAUUAAUAAUCACCUCUGCAAAAAUUCUAAGUUGCCAACUGGCAAAGAAAGGCUAAUGUUAAAAACAACUUUGCCUUUGAAAUGUUAGUAAAUGGAUUUACUUUGCUGAGAUUUAUGGCAAGUGUCAAAAAUAGUAUCCGAAGAUACUGAAUCAUCAUGAAAUGAACUCUACUUCUGGCCAAAGCACAAUGUAUUUGCAGUUUUCUCUUUUGAUUCAAUUAUACUGCACAUGUUUUAAGGAAAAGUAACUUAAUUGGGUUUUUCAGGCAGUUGAUAUUUGACCUAAGCUUUUUUUUUUUUUUUUUCCAGUUAACGCUAAGAAAAGAUUUGGGGAAGGUUAUAAUAAAGGUAUUUUGUGGUGACCACAAGAAUGUCCCUCCCCAAACAGGUAAACUUGUGAAAGUUUAAUUUGGAAUUAGUGGAAGCUGUUCCUUUGAAAGCCAAGAUAUUAUUUAAGUUGUAAAGCCAGCUAAUAAAAUGCCUUAGUUUGAGCAUAAUACAAA